AUGGCGGACGAGGUCUACGACGGGUCUGUCAAGCUCGAUGACUGCAUAAUGGCGACUCUGCGCUAAUCAAUACAACAGUGCGAUCGGUAUCGAUCUUGGAACCACGUACUCGUGUGUCGCCAACUAUGAGGGCGCCGGCGUCGAAAUCAGUAUGUUUUGACGGAUUCAUAUCUGUCCUUGGACACCGAUCUAACGUAACGACUCGCAGUCGCCAACGAGCAGGGAAGCUUCACCACUCCAUCCUUCGUCUCCUUCACCUCUGAGGAGCGAUUGAUCGGCGAGGCCGCGAAGAACCAGGCCGCCAUGAACCCAACCAACACCGUCUUCGAUGUCAAGUGAGUGCGAUCAUGAGUGCAAAAGCAAGGGAACCAUAUGGGCUGAUCACAUCCAGGCGUCUGAUCGGUCGACGAUUCGAUGACCCGACUGUGAAGAAGGAUAUCGAGUCGUGGCCAUUUAAGGUCGUUGACGAUGACAACAGCCCCAAGGUCCAGGUCGAGUACCUCGGCGAGACCAAGACUUUCUCUCCUCAGGAGAUCUCUGCCAUGGUCCUUGGCAAGGUGAGCUGCGAUUGAGAUAUUAGAUUCGGUCACGUAUGGAUCUAAUCAAUUCCCACAGAUGAAGGAGGUUGCUGAGACCAAGCUCGGCAAGAAGGUUUCCAAGGCCGUCAUCACUGUCCCGGCCUACUUCAACGACAACCAGAGACAGGCCACCAAGGACGCCGGUGCCAUCUCCGGUCUCAACGUUCUCCGUAUCAUCAACGAGCCCACUGCCGCUGCUAUCGCGUACGGUCUCGGCUCCGGCAAGUCCGACAAGGAGCGAAAUGUCCUGAUCUACGAUCUUGGUGGUGGUACCUUCGAUGUGUCACUCCUCCACAUUCAGGGCGGUGUCUUCACUGUUAAGGCCACUGCCGGUGACACUCACUUGGGUGGUCAGGACUUCGACACCAACCUUCUUGAGCACUGCAAGAAGGAGUUCCAGCGCAAGACCAAGAAGGUACGAAAUCCCAGCGGCAGAAGCCAUCUCCAGCGUAUCAAACGUGUCUGGGCCAGUGGCCGGCCUCCAGCGCUGCUGUUUGGCUCAGCCCGUUUGAGACGUUGAAUGAACUUCGACCUAUCUGAGAGCUACAUGCUCAGUAAUUUUCAAUAAAUGUCGCUGACUUGCUUUCUUGCAGGAUAUCUCAAACGACCCACGUGCCCUCCGUCGUCUGCGUACCGCUUGCGAGCGCGCCAAGCGUACCCUCUCCAACGGAACUCAGACCACCAUCGAAAUCGACUCGCUCUUCGACGGUGAUGACUUCAACACCAACAUCACCCGUGCACGAUUCGAGGACAUUAACAGCAAGGCUUUCCAGGGCACUCUGGACCCUGUCGCCCAGGUCUUGAAGGAUGCCGCCAUUGAGAAGAGCAAGGUCGACGAGAUUGUGCUUGUCGGUGGUAGCACUCGUAUUCCCAAGAUCCAGAAAUUGCUCAGCGACUUUUUCAACGGCAAGAAGCUCGAGAAGAGCAUCAACCCUGAUGAGGCUGUCGCCUACGGUGCGGCUGUUCAGGCCGGCAUCCUCUCUGGCAAGGCCACCUCUGCAGACACUGCGGACAUGCUCCUCCUCGAUGUCGUCCCUCUCUCUCUCGGUGUCGCCAUGGAGGGCAACAUCUUCGCUCCUGUGGUCCCGCGUGGCCAGACUGUGCCAACCAUCAAGAAGCGAACCUUUACAACUGUCGCGGAUAACCAGGUCAGUUGUUCUUUCCCCCUCUGCCUUCCCACUUGCAAUGCCCCUUUUGAUACAAAAUGGACCACCUUACCGGAUCUUGGACUGGAUUUUCUCUAUCUGUUCACCACCUCGCUUCACCACACAACAAAUGCAACGACACACUGACAUGAAUAUCACUACAGCAAACAGUGCAGUUCCCGGUUUUCCAGGGAGAGCGCGUAAAUUGCGAGGACAACACCUCCCUCGGAGAGUUCACUCUUGCUCCCAUCCCACCGAUGAAGGCAGGUGACGCUGUUCUCGAGGUCGUUUUCGAAGUCGACGUGAACGGCAUCCUGAAGGUCACAGCAACGGAGAAGUAAGACAUCGAAAGCUGCACUUCCAUCACUGUGACACAUACUGACGUGUUCUGAACAGGUCCUCUGGCCGCUCCGCCAACAUCACCAUCUCCAACUCGGUUGGCAAGCUCAGCAGCGGUGAGAUCGAGAAGAUGGUUGAGGAAGCCGCCAAGUUCAAGUCCAGCGACGAGGCCUUCAGCAAGAAGUUCGAAUCGCGACAGCAGCUGGAGAGCUACAUCAGCCGAGUGGAGGAGAUUGUGUCUGACCCAACUAUGAGCAUGAAGCUCAAGCGCGGCCAGAAGGAGAAGAUCGAGAGCGCGCUGUCCGACGCUAUGGCGCAGCUUGAGGUCGAGGACGCCAACAGCGACGACCUCAAGAAGAAGGAGCUUGCGCUCAAGCGCGUCGUCACCAAGGCCAUGUCUACCCGCUAA
This is a messenger RNA of Lecanosticta acicola, 2471 nucleotides long. The record is from the annotation of a GenBank genome assembly. Lineage: Eukaryota; Fungi; Ascomycota; Dothideomycetes; Mycosphaerellales; Mycosphaerellaceae.